Molecule: messenger RNA, 4254 nt
Organism: Candida dubliniensis CD36
Lineage: Eukaryota; Fungi; Ascomycota; Pichiomycetes; Serinales; Debaryomycetaceae
Exons: 2
Coding region: 1-4254 (1417 amino acids)
Molecular function (GO): lipid binding
Source: RefSeq, a predicted model, not a curated record
AUGAGCAAUAGUCGAUCUGAGGAACAAAAGAAGAACAAACCAAGAGAGGGCGAGUCUGGCUCAAUUGCCAACAAAGGUGAUAUUGACGACUUUAACAAAAAAGUUAAUUCUGAUAUAAACAACAAAACUACUAGCGUCAAUGGAGCCACAAAUAAGCCAAAGCCACCCACACAAGCUCCACCAGAGGCUCCAAAGAAGAAAGUCAGUAUUAGGGACAACACCACAUUUUCCUGGAAAAACGUUGGUGGUUGGGAUGUUGAAGACAAUACCGACAAGAAGGCAUUAUUGAAGAAUACCAAAAAGGUCGAAGGAUACAUUAUUGAUCACUUUUACGGUGACUGGUAUUGGAAUUGUGCUCUUAUUAUUGGUACUUGUUUCUUUUCUUGGUUUUUUGCUAGACUCGGAGGUGGCAUUUUAUCACUUGGAUUGGUUUUAUUAUUCACCAAUUCUGUUUAUCGCUCGGAGAUGAGAAGAUUCAACCGUAAUAUCAGAGAUGACUUGACCAGAGUAAAGGCUGAUAAUCGUUUGGUGAACGAAUUGGAAACUAUGGAAUGGAUGAAUUCUUUUUUGGACAAGUUUUGGGUGAUUUACAUGCCAGCGUUGUCUGAAACUGUUAUGUUUCAAGCGAACGAAAUUUUGAAAGAUCAAGCACCAGGUUUUGGUAUUGAUGCGUUAUCUUUAGACGAAUUCACCUUGGGGUCCAAAGCUCCAAGAGUCGACUCUAUUAAGUCAUACAGCAAAACUGGCCAGGACUUAAUUGAAAUGGACUGGGCUUUCUCAUUUGCUCCAAAUGAUACCGACGAUAUGACAAAAAAUGAAAUCAAAAGAAAAAUUGAUCCAAAGGUUGCUCUUGGUGUGACUGUUGGUAAAGCCUUUGUUUCGAAAACCUUGCCUAUUUUAGUCGAAGACAUGUCGUUCACUGGUAGAAUGAAAGUGAGGUUGAGACUUUCGGCAAACUUCCCACAUGUCAAGAUGGUUUCUGUCCAGUUUUUAGAAGCACCAGAAAUUGAUUACGCCUUGAAACCAGUCGGUGGUGACACUUUUGGUAUUGAUAUCAUGUCGUUUAUUCCUGGGUUGUCCAAGUUCGUGAACACUAUCAUUCAUGCUACUUUAAGACCAAUGUUUUACGCACCCAACUGGUUUGAUGUUGACGUAGAAGAGAUUAUGGCCGCACAAUCUAACGACUCAAUUGGUGUUGUCGAAGUUACCGUUAAACGCUGCAGAAAAUUGAAAACUGGUAAUCCUACAAAGCCAAAGAGUCUUAACCCAUACGUUCAAAUCAAAGUUACCAAUAAUGGGAAAAUCGAUGAAAGAACAAAAACUAAGAAAUUGGUCAACGACCCAAUAUUUAUGGAAACAAAAACUAUUUUGGUUAACCAGUUGGAAGGAAAUUUCUUGCAUUUUAACGUAUACAAUCUCAUUGAAGAUAAAAUGGACGAUCAGUUGAUUGGGAAUUGCGAAUUUGGCUUGGGUGAAUUGUUGCAAGAAGAAACCAUUCAAGGUAUCACAAAGAAUAUAAUGGAAGGUGGGAAAGUUGUUGGUAAGAUGGAAUUGGAUAUCAAGUAUUUCCCAACUAUACAACCAACUAUUUUAGAAGACGGUUCAAAAGAAGUGAUUACAGAUAACGAAGUUGGUAUUAUGAAAUUAACUUUACACGAAGCUAGGGAUUUGGAUAUUUCCAAGUCAGUUAUUGGUUUAUUGAAUCCGUAUGCCGAGAUUUAUGUCAACAACGAAAAGGCUAAAACUUGCCGUAGAUUAAGACAAACUAACGAACCUGGUUGGAAUGAAUCUUUUGAGAGUUUGAUCAAACAACAAUCUGAAACGUCUAUUCAAGUGUUGGUGAGAGAUUCUGUCAAUUCGGAUAUUGUUGCCAAUUUGGAAGUUAAUUUACAAGAUGUUAUUUUUGAAUCCCAAAGAGGACAGCAUUGGUUUACUUGUCCUCCACUUUCCAAGAAUGGUCCUGCUCCAAAGAUUAGACUUACGACAAGUUGGAAGCCAUUGGCUAUAGAUGAGGCUACAAGUGAAAAGGUUGUCCGUAAUGCUCCAAUUGGUGGUAUGAGAUUACAUUUGAGAGGGGCCAAGGGUCUUAAGAAUUUGGAAUCUGUUGGAUAUGUUGACCCAUACGUUAGGGUAAUGUUGAAUGGUAAGUUAAGAGCCAAGACUGUCACGUUUGCAGAAACUGUCAAUCCUCAAUGGAACAGUGUCUACUUUUUACCAGUUGCCAAUGAGCAUCAACAUUACUUGCUUCAAAUUAUGGAUGCUGAACCGGAAGGCAAGGACAGAUCAUUAGGUACUGCUGCAAUUAAUAUUGCCGACAUCUUGAGAAAGAAUGAGGAAGGAUAUUAUUUGGGAUAUGAUGGAUCCGACGAAAUCAUUGAACAACCCGUAUUGUUCAAUACCAAGGAGGCUGGUUCUAUUUUUUACUCUAUUUCAUUCUUUCCUGCUAUUCCAACUUACUCAUUGUCUCAAUUGCAUAACAUGGAAACCUACCAAAAGGAGUUAAGUGAACAAGAAGAAAGAGAGAAGGAAAGAUAUGCUAGAGAUGAAAAGUUGUUCAAAGAAAACCCCGAAGAGUUUGAAUGGAUGGAGAUUGAAAACAAGCACAUGAAGGUGCCACCAAAGGUUGAAUUAAAAUUACAGGACGCUAUCAAGUACAGGGCCGGUAACAUGAUUGUUCAUUUGAAGGGUGGUCAAUUUGAAAAGCCAGAUGUUUAUGUUCAUACCUUGUUUGAUGAGCAGGCAUACCCUUCAGGUAUAUCACCUUUAUCUGAGGGCAAAAAAUUGACUACUGCAUCUGUGGGUGAGGCUUUUAUUCGUGAUUUGCCAAACUCCAAUUUGAUUUUCAGGGUUGCCAAAGUGGCUGAAGUCACUAAAUCUAGUGAAGUUAUUGUUGAAAAAAUGUACAACACUCUUGACAUUUACGAAAAAUCCUUUGAGAAACCAAUCAAAUUGAAUCUUGGCAAUCGUAACACCAUUGAAGUUCAAUUAGAAUUUAUUCCUUCCACUGUAAAAUUGGCUCCAUUGGACACUAUUUUGGAUGUUGGUAAAAUUAAAUUAGAAAUUAUCGGUGGCGAGAACUUGAAGUCUGUUGAUUCGAAUGGUAAAUCAGACCCAUUGUGUACUGUGAAUCUUGAUGGUGUUGAAGUAUACAAGACUGACAAGAAGAGAAAGACUUUAGAUCCAAUUUGGAAUGAAUCGGUUGAAUUCCCAAUGAUCUCUAGAUCCCGACAAGUUUUAUUGGUCGAAGUGUACGAUUGGGAUUAUACACAUGAUGAUGAAUUGUUGGGUGUUGCCAAUAUAGAUUUGUCCAACAUUCCUGCCUUAACCACCACACCUUUUUCCGUUGAUUUGGAUACUCAAGGAAAAGUCAAUUUGAGAGCUACAUUCUUCCCAGAGUAUAUAAGACCACCUUUGGAUUCAAAAUCUGCUUUACCAAUCGACCUUGGUGCAGUUUCUGAUGUUGGUGUGAAAGCUGUAGGAGGAGCAGCCAAUUUAGCCACUGGUGUAGUUGGAGGUGGUAUUGGAGUCGCAAGUGACCAAUUGAGUAAAGGUACUGGGUUCCUUAAAAGUUUCAAAAGUAAAAGAGGUAGAAAUAGUAACCACAAGAACAGUAAUGAUGACUCGUCUUCGUUAGCGCCAAGUGCUUUAAGUCAAGGUAAGAGUUCAGUGUCAGAUGAUGGUGUCAACAAUUUGAAACCAGAUAUUCCUGAAGAAGAAAAGGAGUUGAGAGAGCAACAGGGAGAAGAGAUCGAGAGCAUACAAGCUGUUCCAAAUAUUCGUGAACAAGAUUUACCCAAACCACAACAACCAUUUGUUCCUCAAGGUAAUGUGAGAGGCCAUCAGAGAAAUGUUAGUAAUGCGACUGACGUGUCAAGUUUUGCCGCUAGUAUUCACGGUGCCGAUGCAAUUCCAGGUAGGUUGACCAUUGUGGAAGCACGCAAUUUCAAAGCUGGAGACAAUUUAGAAGUUAAGGCAUCUUUGAAAACCUCAACUAAAGAUAAACUGUUGAUCAAAACAAGAGGUACUAAAUUUGACAGCGUUUCUGAUACAUACAAGUGGGGCGAAAGUGUUCCUUUUAGAAGCUCACCUUCUGGAAGUAUUGUUUUACAGUUGAGAGAACAUCAUACUUUUGGUAAGAGCGUUGUUUUAGGAGAAGCAAGUUUGAAUUUGGAAAACUAUGUUAACGUUAGCGAAAACAUCACUUUGCCAGUCGGGUCGGGAGAGUUGGUUGUAAAUGUAAAGUAUUUUACUUGA